CAGUUCUCCGCGGAACGACCGACCGGACGGGGCGUGUUCAGGUGUGACGUGUAAGUGGAAAGGUGUGACGAGACGGGUUCACUCAGUGUGACGGUGUGAUGUAUUUUCAUAGUGACGUUAUGAUGACAUGUGAUGUGAUCACUGUCCAGCAUUUACUGCAACACUUGGCAGAGUGACGAUUAAAGAAGUCACGAAGCAGUAAGUGCCAAACAAGUGUCUACUUCACAGUUGACUUUAAUGGGACGGUAAACAGGUCAACCCAGUACACGCUCAAGCUUUCUCGUCUUUUGGAAGUAAGUUCGAGUGUGUACAGACGCAGACUAAGCAAUGCUAGCAGAACCCAUGGCCAGAAGUACCGAAUGUAGGCAACGGACCAUCAAAAAGCGCCAGUAGCUGGUGGAUAGCGCUUGGUGUGAAAGGGAGCUCUGCAGAGAGUCGGGUGUAAAUCUUCAAGAAGCUGAGAGUCGCCUGAAGUCAGACUAGGCCAUUGCCGAAUAUUACCGCAAGUCGCCAGGAACCAGUGAAGGCGGACAGAGGUCAAACGCAGCGAUGAGGCGCGUUAAACCGAAGCCGGGGCACGCCAGAGUCGAUGUAUGACCGUCUCGGAUCCCCACUCGCAUACACUGGCGCUGCUCCGUCGGCGCUGCGCGAUGGUGGCGCCAUGCGCCGGCGGCGGCGGAAAGCGAAGACGCGCGCUGCUGCUCCUAGUCAGCGCCACUGUCGCGCUUCUACUCUUCUACGCCUUCUACCCCGCCUCUCAAGACCUCACACACGUGUUCUACCCGACUGCAGACCCAGACCAGCUCUCUGAUCUCUACUACAGCUGGGAGACCCACACCCCUCACGGUCUCCCCGCUCCGCCGCGUUACCCAGUCUGGAUCCAGGCCACUCCUCUUCCUCCCAUCACCCCUGACCGAACCAUCUUCCUCCUGGAAACCUCGGGCCGAUCCGAGAUCCGGCCCCGCGAGUGGUGUGCCGUCGAAUCGGCCGCUCGCGCCCACCCGGGCUACACAGUCCUCUUCCUGACAGCCACAGCACGGGUGAGGCGGACUGCCCUGGCCGCAGCGGUCCUGGCGUUCAACAACACACGGCUGGCGCAGCUCGACUUCGCCGAGGUUUUCGAAGGAACGUUGCUCGAGGAGUGGUACCGGUCGCGGGCGGUGCUCCGCUCCUGGUGGCAGGCGUCUCAUAUGAGCGACGCACUGCGGUUCGCGCUGCUGACCAAAUACGGCGGCAUCUAUCUGGAUACGGACGUCAUCGUACGCCGCUCCAUGGCAGAUAUGGACGACGGCGCCGGCCUGGAGUCGGAGCACAGUGUGGCCGCGGGGGUGCUGAAAUUCGCCCGCCGCUCGGCACUGCCCGGCCUGCUCGCGGCUCGGUUCGUCGAGCAGUAUGACCCCGGGGACUGGGGUGCCAAUGGACCCGGGGUAGUGACUGCCGUGUUGCUCCAGCGGUGUGGGAUAGGAGGACUGCCGCUGCCGCCCUCGCACUGCGGCGACUUCACCAUAUUCGGCAGUCGCCGUUUCUACGGCGUGCCGUGGCCCGAGUGGCGGCUGCUGCUCACCCCCGCCCAGCGGGACACGGUCCUAGAGCGGGUCGAUGCCUCGUACGUGGUGCACACGUGGGGGCUGCACAUAUCGGGCCACUCGGCACCUCCCGGAUCGGCGCUGUACCAACUGGCUGAGCAGCACUGUCCGCUGGCGCUGGCUGCCAGCGGGAGCAGGUUCUGAUGGAGAGCGCUGACAGCUGGCAACAGGUUCUGAUGGACAGCGGAUUGUCAUUGGAAGCAGGUUUUGAUGAAGAGUGCUGUCAGUGGCAGCAGCACAGACUGUCCGCUGGCGCUGGCUGCCAGUGGGAGCAGGUUCUAAUGGAGAGCGGACUGUCAAAGGCAGCAGGUUCUGAUGGAGAGCACCGCCAGUAGCAGCAGGCUAUGAUGGAGUGUCAGUGACAGCAUCUUCUAAUGGACAGCACUGUCAGUGACAGCAUCUUCUAACGGACAGCACGGUCAGUGGCAGCAGGUUCUAACGGACAGCACUGUUCUCCGACUGCCAGAGGCAGCAGGUUCUGAACAAGAUGAAGCCAGCUGCCGCGGCGGCGAGGGGAAGAGCCCUUGAUUGACAACAGAUGCUGCCAGACCCAAUAUAACCUCACUGACAGUGACCGAGGACAAAUUCAGCGGCAGGAUUCUGACGAGCAGUGAGAGUGGUUCAUGGUGAGGAGAGGAGGACCCAGUGGUGCAGUGUGGUGCCGCUGGUGAUGCGCUGUGGUGCCACGGAAGGUGGUGACCCUGAACCGCGGACAGUCACGGAGGUGUCAGUGAGGAACCGUUUAAAUGGUGAUAGUGUGACCAUAAGCUGUCUCAAGUGAACGAAACAGGGUAGUGAUGGGUCAAUACCACAGGAUGAUACAGGGUAGACGAAAAGACGCCAAUGGUGAUGACGCAAUGAGAAGAAUGUCAGCUUUGGUGAAGUAGUGAGGUCUGGUCUCACAGUGAUAACUGAGGAAUGGGGCAAAGUGAGAAGUGAAUUCCUGGUGCAUAUUGCUUUGUAGUUAAGUGGAAUGGGGAGUAAACGCCAGUGACUAUGUGUCAGCUAGUUCCAACAGGGAUUCUCUAAGAGCGUAUGAGCGAGCCAGGAGAUGCUACCGCAAUGAGGCGUCCCACCAGCCGCGAAUAUACUCAGGUAUGUACCAGUGUCUCCUCACUAGACUGGCUCUCAGGGCCGGGACAGACUGUCACAACUCACACCCACUGUCGUAUAUGCUACACCCGAAGUGGUCCAGCCGUUGUCGGCAUGGUUUGGUCAUCCGAUAUGUGCGUGCCAUUGCAGUGAGAUGAAGUUACCAGUGCUCUGGUAGCUGACGAUUACGACUUACAGCAUCAGUGAGUGGAUGCAUGGCGCAAUAAUGAAGGAAUGGAUGGAUUAACAAACGAAUGAAGGAUGGAUGAGCCACAGACCUCUGUAAACUCGGUGUACAGAACUACAGACUACAGAGGUCUAUGGAUGAACCAAUGAAUGAAGAAUGAAUGAAUGAGCUAAUACAUGUGAAUCUCUGUGAAUUGACA
This is a messenger RNA of Amphibalanus amphitrite, 3064 nucleotides long. RefSeq names its product lactosylceramide 4-alpha-galactosyltransferase-like. The transcript has 4 exons. Gene Ontology annotation, molecular function: alpha-1,4-N-acetylgalactosaminyltransferase activity. Bases 594 to 1730 code for a protein of 378 amino acids. Gene Ontology annotation, biological process: glycosphingolipid biosynthetic process. The record is from RefSeq and is a predicted model, not a curated record. Lineage: Eukaryota; Metazoa; Arthropoda; Thecostraca; Balanomorpha; Balanidae.